This is a messenger RNA of Ipomoea nil (Japanese morning glory), 4815 nucleotides long. RefSeq names its product alpha-glucan water dikinase, chloroplastic-like. Gene Ontology annotation, biological process: phosphorylation. The record is from RefSeq and is a predicted model, not a curated record. NCBI's taxonomy places the organism in Eukaryota, Viridiplantae, Streptophyta, Magnoliopsida, Solanales, Convolvulaceae. The coding region runs from base 209 to 4609 and encodes 1466 amino acids. Gene Ontology annotation, molecular function: kinase activity; ATP binding. The transcript is spliced from 34 exons.
CUUUAACACUUUCCAGUCUCCGUUGUCUGAUUGUCUCAAACAAUCUCCGAUCUUCAGUCUUCACACUGCACAGCUAUACAGUGUAUGCUAGCUCCAUAGAAUCAUACGAAUGCGGGGAGACUGAUACGAUUGUGGAUUUGUGCGUGGUUGCUGAUUGAUUGGUAAUUUGUAAUUUGGAAUAUAAUAAUAGUGAUUGGGAGAGUGGAAUAUGAGCAAUUCGUUAUGGAGUAACUUGUUGCACCAGAGAUUCCUUCCCUCUUCGGUAUUGGAAUAUCGGAGUAGAAGAAUCGGCUCCCCUCCGUAUCUUGGGGGUAGUUCCUUGUUUCAGUCUCAAGUGAAUUCACAAAAACGGAAACCCUCUUUAUUAACUCAGUUAUGCACUGAUAGAUUUACUCUGCAGAAAAAGAAAUUUCCGAUGCCACACCAGCCUUCUGUUUCUGGUUCUAUUCAGGCCAUGUUUGCCACCAAUCCUUCUUCUGAGCAGAUUGCUGAGAAAUUCAACCUUGAAGGGAAUAUGGAACUCCAGGUUGAUGUUAAGCCCCCCACUUCAGGUCAUGUCCUGGUUGAUUUUAAAGUUACCAGCAACAGCAAGGGCUUGUUUCUUCAUUGGGGUGCAAUAAAAUCUGGAAAGGACAGGUGGAUUCUUCCUCAUCAUCGUCCAAAUGGAACCAUAGUAUAUAAGAAUAGAGCACUUCGAACUCCUCUCGUGCAAUCUGGCUCCUAUGCUGUUUUGAGAUUGGAUAUAGAUGAUCCUGCAAUACAAGCCAUAGAGUUUGUUAUAUAUAAUGAACCCCAGAAUAAAUGGAUAAAAAAUAGUGACAAUAACUUCCAUGUUAAAAUUCCCCCAAGAGAGCCACAGAGGCCUCUGAGACUGCCACGGUCCAAUGUUUCAGUUCCAGAAGAUCUUGUGCAGAUUCAGGCAUACUUGAGGUGGGAGAGGAAAGGAAAACAAACCUACAACCCUCAGCAAGAGAAGGAGGAAUAUGAAGCAGCAAGAACAGAACUUUUAGAGGAAAUAACAAGGGGUACUUCCAUAGUAGACAUUCGAGCACGAUUAACGAUGAAGAAUGACACAGUUAAACUCAAGGAGCAGGCUCCUGCCAAAACAAAGGGCACUUUACCCAUAGAUCUUGUGCAAACACAAGCAUAUAUACGUUGGGAGAAAGCAGGAAAACCAUUCUAUUCUUCGGUUGAACAAAAUAGAGAAUUUGAAGAAGCAAAGAAAGAAUUGCAACUUGAACUUGAGAAAGGCAUUUCACUUGAAGAGUUGCGGAAGAAGGUUGUAAAAGGAGAAAUACAAACUAAGGUUGCCAAGCAACUAGAGAAAAGGAGUUAUUCCAGCAUGAAAAAGAUUCAGAGGAAGAAACGAGAUGUGGCUCAACUUAUCAACAAGGGUGCUUCAGGGGAACAGAUAUUGGGUGCAGCUCAAGUAUUAUCCAGGAUUGAGCGUUUUUCCAAGUCUAAGGAAGGACAGGUUGAUGGCCCUAUAAUAACCAAGAAAAUAUAUAAGAUUGGUAACAGCGAACUCAUGGUACUUGUAGCAAAACUGUCUGGUAAGACAAAAGUUUAUCUGGCUACGGAUCUCAAUGAGCCUGUUAUUCUUCAUUGGGCAUUAUCCAGAAAACCUGGAGAGUGGUUGGCACCACCUGAAAAUGUAUUGCCUCAUGGAUCAGUUUCCUCACAUCAUUAUGCUGAAACCCAAUUCUCAAGCUGUGUUUCAGAUAAUCUGUCUGAUAGGGUCCAAUCCUUAGAAAUUGGAAUUGGGGAUGGAGAUUUCACUGGCAUGCCAUUUGUUCUUUUGUCUGGUAGAAACUGGAUAAAAGACAGGGGUUCAGACUUUUAUGUUGACUUUAGUACUCAACCUAAGCAGGAUGGUGAGGGAACGGCAAAGGCUUUGUUAGAUAAAAUUGCAAAUAUGGAAAGUGAAGCUCAGAAGUCCUUCAUGCACAGGUUUAAUAUUGCAGCUGACUUGAUAACAGAAGCGACAAAUGCCGGUGAGCUAGGUUUUGCUGCAAUCCUUGUGUGGAUGCGGUUUAUGGCUACAAGACAGCUUAUAUGGAACAAAAACUACAAUGUAAAGCCACGUGAGAUCAGCAGAUCUCAGGACAGGCUGACAGAUAUGCUGCAGGAUGUUUACAUAAGUUGUCCACAGUAUCGUGGAUUAUUGCGCAUGAUUAUGUCAACUGUGGGGCGUGGAGGAGAAGGAGAUGUAGGGCAGCGCAUAAGGGAUGAAAUACUGGUUAUUCAGAGGAAGAAUGAUUGCAAAGGUGGAAUGAUGGAAGAAUGGCACCAGAAACUGCAUAACAACACUAGCCCUGAUGACAUUGUGAUCUGCCAGGCGUUAAUUGACUAUCUCAACAGUGACUUUGAUAUUAGUAUUUAUUGGAAAACCCUGAAUUCCAAUGGAAUUACAAAAGAGCGCCUACUAAGUUAUGAUCGUGCUAUCCAUUCUGAACCAAAUUUUAGAAGAGACCAAAAGGAAGGCCUCUUACAUGAUCUUGGAAGCUAUAUGAGAACAUUGAAGGCAGUCCAUUCAGGUGCUGAUCUUGAGUCUGCCAUAGGAAAUUGCAUGGGAUACAAAGCUGAGGGUGAAGGCUUCAUGGUUGGUGUGCAUAUAAAUCCAGUAUCAGGCUUGCCAUCAGGAUUUCGGGAGUUGCUUCAGUUCAUCUUAAAUCAUGUGGAAGAUAAUAAUGUGGAAGCUCUCCUUGAGGGUUUGCUAGAGGCUCGUGAAGAGCUUAGGCCAUUGCUUUCCCGACCAAACAACCGCCUGAAGGAUCUUCUAUUUCUGGACAUUGCCCUUGACUCUACUGUGAGGACAGCUGUAGAAAGGGGGUACGAGGAACUGAAUGCUUCUAAUCCGGAGAAAAUUAUUUACUUCAUCUCCCUUGUUCUUGAGAAUCUUGCACUCUCUGUGGAUGAUAAUGAAGAUUUUGUCUAUUGCUUAAAGGGAUGGAACCAAGCACUGAGCAUGUCAAAAAGUGGAAACAAUUCCUGGGCUUUAUUUGCAAAAUCAGUCCUUGACAGAACCCGGCUUGCUCUUGCAAGCAAAGCAGAGUGGUACCAUCAUCUAUUGCAACCAUCCGCAGAAUACCUUGGAUCAAAACUGGGGGUUGAUCAAUGGGCAGUGAGUAUAUUCACUGAAGAAAUAAUACGUGCUGGAUCAGCUGCUUCCUUAUCCUCACUUAUUAAUCGACUUGAUCCUGUUCUUCGACAAACAGCUCAACUGGGAAGUUGGCAAAUCAUCAGCCCUGUUGAGGCUGUUGGUUACAUUGUUGUUGUGGAUGACUUGCUCUCUGUUCAAAACAAAUCUUAUGACAAACCAACAAUUUUGGUAGCAAAAAAUGUGAAAGGGGAAGAGGAAAUUCCUGAUGGUACCACUGCAGUGCUAACGCCAGACAUGCCAGAUGUUCUUUCUCAUGUUUCUGUUAGAGCAAGAAAUGGCAAGGUUUGCUUUGCAACAUGCUUUGAUCCUAAUAUUCUGGCUGAGCUUCAAGCAAAAGAAGGAAGGAUUUUGAGAUUAAAGCCUACAUCUGCUGAUAUAGUCUAUAGUGAGGUGGAAGAUGAUGAUAUCCUGAUAUCAAUUGAUAUCACAGAUGGUGACCCUUCACAAUCUUUGACAUUGGUAAAAAAGCAUUUUGCUGGUAGAUAUGCAAUAGUAUCUCAGGAAUUUACUAGUGAAUUGGUUGGAGCUAAAUCACGCAAUAUAGCAAGUUUGAAGGGAAAGGUACCGUCUUGGAUUGGUAUUCCUACUUCAGUGGCCAUACCAUUUGGAGUUUUUGAACAAGUUCUUUCAGACACUAUAAAUCAGGGUGUGGCAACUAAAUUGCAAGUUCUCAAGAAAAGAUUAUCUGAAGGAGAGUUCAGUAUCCUUGGUGAAAUCAGAAAAACAGUUUUAGAACUUUCCGCACCAUCCCAACUGGUCAAUGAACUCAAAGACAAGAUGAAAAUUUCCGGUAUGCCUUGGCCUGGUGAUGAAAGUCCAGAGCGAUGGGAACAAGCUUGGAUGGCAAUCAAAAAGGUGUGGGCAUCAAAGUGGAACGAGAGAGCAUAUUUUAGCACAAGGAAAGUGAAACUAGACCAUGAUUAUCUAUGCAUGGCUGUCCUUGUUCAAGAGAUAAUAAAUGCUGAUUAUGCAUUUGUUAUCCAUACAACUAACCCAUCCACCGGAGAUUCUUCUGAGAUAUAUGCUGAGGUUGUCAAAGGCCUAGGGGAAACACUGGUUGGGGCUUAUCCAGGUCGUGCUAUGAGCUUUGCCUGCAAAAAGAAUGAUCUCAGCUCUCCUCAGGUACUAGGUUACCCAAGCAAACCCACAGGCCUCUUCAUAAGGCCAUCUAUAAUCUUCCGUUCAGACUCCAAUGGCGAAGAUUUAGAAGGUUAUGCGGGGGCAGGGCUUUAUGACAGCGUGGCAAUUGAUGAAGCGGAAAAAGUGGUACUGGACUACUCGUGUGAUCCACUAAUAACGGACUCCAAUUUUCGUCAAUCAAUCCUCUCGGAAAUCGGUAGUGCUGGGAGAGUGAUUGAGGAGCUGAAUAAUGGAUGUCCUCAAGACAUUGAGGGUGUGGUGAAGGAUGCCAAAAUCUAUGUCGUACAGACAAGACCACAGAUGUGAUCUUCAAAUGCUGCAUGCGCGCUUGCGAUGUCGUUAAGGUUGCUAAAAUUUGGAUUAAUGUAUUAUUAUUAUUAUUAUUAUUAUUAUUACUAUUAUAUGUGAUCAUACAGGACUAAGACUACAUUAUAAAUUGUAUAUAAUUAUUUAUCACCAUACGCCUCAUUGUAAUUUGUAAGACAACCAUGAUUAAAUGUGAAUUUUCUUUU